UUGCUUACUUCCGGUCAUUACCGAUGCAAAUCGGCUGCUUCCGACGUCAAAAUGGAUGACGAGUGACAACUAAACAGGUGUUGAAGAGCACAUUGAAGCAGCUGACCUGUUUGUCACUUGGAGUCUGGGGUCUCUUUAAAAACAUUAAAAUGUCUGCUCAAGGCUACUAUGGAUCAAGUUAUGACCGUUUUGUGGAAAACACAAACACAUCAACUUUGCACAAAAUGAAAGAGACAUACUGGACUACAAAACAAGUUGUCAUGCAGAAACUUGGAAAGAAGGAAGACGAGCAUGUGGUUGCUUCUGAUGCUGAACUAGAUGCAAAAUUAGAGGUUUUUAAGGCAAUUCAAAGAUCUAGCAUGGAGCUUCUUAGAGUCAUUGAAAAAUAUCAAGACAGGUUAUGUGUUGUUGCACAAGAAGAAAAUGCAAUGGGACGCUUUCUCAAGACACAUAGUAGUCAUGAUAAGACUCGUGCUGGCAAAAUGAGUGGCAGUGGAAAGUCUCAGAGUUUUUCAGCCCAGCAAAGGUUAGCUCUUCGAGUUCCUCUUGUUCGUUUGUACCAAGAAGUAGAGACAUUCAGAUACCGUGCAAUCUCAGACACACUUGUGACAGUCAAUCGGAUGGAAGGUGCACGAACAGAAUACAGAGGUGCUCUCUUGUGGAUGAAGAAUGUUUCUGAUGAGCUGGAUCCUGAUACUUACAAACAGCUGGAAAAAUUUCGGAAGGUGCAGGCACAAGUUCGAAAGACAAAGCAGCGGUUUGACAAACUGAAGCUUGAUGUCAUGCAGAAGGUUGACUUGCUUGCUGCCAGCCGCUGCAACAUGUUCUCCCAUGUACUUGCUAAUUACCAAUCAACUCUUCUACAUUUCUGGGAGAAAACUUCUCGCACAAUGGCUGCUGUAGCAGAGAGCUUCAAGGGCUAUCAGUACUAUGAGUUCAACAUGCUGAAGGAACUGUCAGACACAAGCAGGAAGCUAGCAGAGGAGACGGGUAGUAAAACUCCUGCAGAAAAGGAGUCAGGGGAUUCAGAAACGGGAGAGAUGAGCGAUGAUGAACUGAUUGGAAGUGAUGAAGAGGCAGAUGAAUGCAGCAGGGGUUGUCAGGACAGGAAACACCACAAUAGCAAUUCUCACCUGUCAGAACUGGAUAGGCUGUUGUCUCUGGAUGGAGAAGAGAAGGCAACUAAGUUAGAAGACUCUUCUCCAAAACAGACUACCACUAAUGACACACUGGUUGAGAAAAGUGUAGAUGAAGGUGGUAAAGAAGAAGCUGAACCUUUCAUGGAUUUCCAUGAUGAUGAGGCAGCCAUGAAAGAGCUGGAGGAGGAGCUGGAGAAAGCAGAGAAACUGAUGGGCAGUGUGAAAACCACAGCAACAGAGCAACAGAAAACUGCUUCAGGUAACAAAGAUCUUCUGACUGGCCCUUUAGAGCCAGAAGAUAUUGAAAAAGAUGAUCUUUCCCUUUUGAAUGAAAUACUCAAUGCCCCAUCUACUGGAGAAGAUGAAUUCACUCAAGAAUGGCAAGCUGUAUUUGGUGGUUCCUUAAACAUCACACCUGACACCGUUCCAGCUGAGCGAGACUCCUCAAGACAGCAGGCAGAGUUCAUGCCCUCCAGUCUCCUGGACUCACAGCUGGCCGGCCUUAGUCUUGGGCCAGGAGGAGGCAUCCUUCCACCACCACUUGGAGCCAUGGGGAUGAUGCCAGUUCCUUCAGGUCCUCAGCAAGAACAAGGGCCAAGACAGCAAGCAGCAGUUGCCAAAUCCAAACAACAACAGCAACCAAAAAAGGGUCAAAAAGGUGACAUGUCUGCUUGGUUCAAUCUCUUUGCUGACCUUCGACCCUUUGUCAAAUCCUGAUGCCAUUGGUCGGAAAACAGAAGACAUUUCCGAUGCAUAAUGCUUGACCUGACUACUCAAGACUUGAGCAUGUUUAAUUUGAUUAGUUUUCAUCAAGUUUUUGUUUUAUGUACAAUACUUGGUGUUGGAUUUAGUUAAACAAAAUUUAAGCCAUAGCAUCAACUGUCCUAUAUGGUAAUACAUACGAAGUGGCAAUAUGUUCAGCUGAUAUGGUCUCAAGAUUCUUCAGAUAGGUUAACUUUGUCUUUUGUUUUUCCUAGGUACAUUUCUUAAACACAUCAAGUAUAGAAGUAAUAUUUCUUGUAAUUCAACAUAGACCUGCCAUUAAAGCACAAUACAUGUAUCUUUCUCUAAAAUACAGAUGAAUGUACAUAUGAAUCAGUGAGUUGUAAUUUUGGGAUCUCAACAAGUUUGUAUGUAGAAUGGCAAGGUAUCAUUUAAGUAUUAAAACACAUAGAGGAAACAUAGAUUGUAGGUGUCGUUGAUGAAUUAGGUUUAGCAAACAGUAGGCCAGCAACAGUAACUGUUCUCGUAAAAGAAAAAAACCCAAGACCUGAGGUUGUGCUGUUACAGUCUUUGCUGCCUUUCUUGAGAUAUCACAUGAGGAGUGAAGCUCAAGUUCAUAGAGUAAGGGAACACAAGAAGAUAUUGGGAGAACAUGACUGCUGGGACACCCCAUGGCCUUGAGAGGAACUCAAGUACAUUUCUAGUAUUUCAGCAGUAAGAGAUAAGCUAUGGAAUGGAUCACUGAUGGUGGUUUGAAGCUAGCAUCAGAAACUGUCUAUCCAAAGUAUGCUUAUCCAAGGUCUAACUUUUUACUGGAUGUUGUUCUGUUAUUUUUACUGUAUGCCUUGACUAAGAGGCAGUCGUGUCUGACAUUGCAGUCUCAAGUUUAGUUUCAUGUACAUCUGUGAUCUGUGAAGGACCUUUUUUUUUCUUCAUUUUUUUUCUGCAUUUAAUCCAUUUUUUUACAGAUCUGUUUACAUUCCAUCUGGGAAGAUAGCUUUAUGAUUGAUAAUGUUUGUUUUUCAUUCUUAGUCUAUUUGUAAGAAGGCACAAAGUUGUGGGUCCAGUUUUAAAUGGUAACAAGAGAAAAAAAAUUUGAAAGAGGAAAAUUUCCUCUCUGUGUUGCAUAAAAAUUGUUAUGUGUAUAUGAAUGACUGAAGUUGAAUUUACUUUGAGAUGCUGUUACAUGCAGUUACAAGUUGAGUGGUGUUAGUGGCUUUGUGAAAGUUGUCACUCAUGGAUUAGAUGGAAUUUUUUCUUAGGUUGCAGCUUUAAAAUUCAUACUCUUUCCCCUUUUUUCUAAAUAAAAAUCACUAUGGUAACUUUGGCUUUAGGAUGUGUAUAUUUGCUUGCUGUCAUGUCUUUGACCUGUUAGUUUUUAACUACUCCAUGAAAAGAACAGUUUUAAUUGAUUGAUUUAAAUUUAAAUUGAUUUAAUUUAAUUUUGUCCUGAAUGUAACUGUACUGCCCUUACUAAAUGUUUAUCUUCAAGGAAUUGCAUGAGUAUGGAUGACCUGACUGUGGCAACCUCAGCACUGAAUGGCUAUUAGCACAUCAUGUGACUGCAAGUCUUCAUCAGACACUGCCUUUAAGCUAAUGCUGAAACUCUUCCCUUGUGCGUCACUGCAUAGUGUUGGUUAUCUGAUGACAAAUUACAAAAACCUAUUAGUCAUGUAUUAAUCUUGAGGGCAUCAUAAAACCACCAAAACUAAUACACUAAUGUGACACCGUUUUUAAUCAUUACCAGCUGUCAUAGCAAAACCUUUAAAUAUUUCAGGGACAAAUGUGCAUUUCUUUAUAAUCAAACAGUUUUCUUUUUUCUGCACAUGAUUAUAAAACCUUUUCCAUUUUUAUGCUGUGCAAAAACUACUGACCAAUAACUUGAAAAUCUGAAUAUCUCUGACAAUGAAAAAUUCCUUGUGAGCAUGUUGUUCCAGUCAAGCAGGCUUAGAUCAGAUCACCAGUAAAAUCUGCGUGAUGAAUUUAGUGUGCUUUUAUUUGCAUUCCUUUAAGUAUAUUUUUCACAAAGAAAAUGGUACUAAACAGUAUUUUGAAGGUGCAUACUGUAUAAAUGGUGACUCAGCAGCUGAGACAGCAACCAGUUCUGUUUAUCAAGUGCAAUGAAACAAUCACAGACUCAAACUUGUUGUGCAUAUAUGUGUGUGUGCACAUACAUGCAUCUGUGGCUGCAGCAGGCAUGCACCUACAGUUUGUGUUCAGGUACAUGAAUGAAACUGUCACUAAACAAGUUUGAUUACUUAGUUUAAACUACUGCUUAAUAGAUGUAGUGCUGUUUGUGACUGGGCUGUACUUAAUUCAGAGAGAAAAAAAGGGAAUAGGAUUUGGUUAUUGUUUGCAGAAUAUAAAUUGUAUGAUUUGAAAAUUAGUAGUUUAAAACUCUAGUUAUUAAUAAACCUUCCAUUCACCUUGCAACCAGUUUCAUCUUAAGUGCAUCAAAUUUGUGUUCAUUAUUAGUAAAUUCUAGAAGCUUAAUCAGGAGUGGCUUGAACACUGGCUGGAAUGUUCAGUCACCAAUAAUAGGGAUGCAGCAUGCUUGGUGGUUUUGGUGGACAUGCUAUGAAUGGACGUGCUAACUGUAAUAACAUCAACUUUUAUUUUACUGCUUUGCUGUCAAAGUGAGUCUCCAUUGUUUUGUGUGUUCAAUCUCCUGAACAUACACUUUGCCCCUGUCCCAUCCCAAGAUUAUUGUAGAGCAUCUUGAAUACAUGGAGAGCCAGUUUUAUUUGCUCAGAUACAAAUAAUAAUCUUGUAUCACAAGUGAAAAAUUACUAUCUGAUUAUUUAUGACUUGUUCGAAUAACCUGCCCAGCCUUAAACUUACACACCAUCUACAUAAUUGGUCCAUGAAACUGCAUGCUUUGUUCAAGUAAUACAUACUAUCAACAUUUUGCUGGUUCACAAAAGAUUAUGUGUCCUGUUUAUGUAGUUUCUUUAAUUUAAAUUAAUAAUUUCUUAAUAAAUGAAAAUCAGUUUAUUUCCUUAUGCUGAUUUUGUUCACAAGGUUAAAUAUAUGUUGUUAAUCUGGGAACAGCUUUUGUUAACGAGGGCUUUCAACGCCAUGACAGGUGUUGAUAGAUGCUAUGGUGUACAUCCUAAAGGUAGUAAAAACAUCAUGACCCUGAUUUCUGUCCCCUUUACUCCUUUGUACAAAGUGUCAUGGUGUCCUGUGCCAUCGCAAAUGAAAGUUGUAGCUUAAUUUGAUACUUAGUCACAGUCACAGAAUUGUGUCUAUUAUUUCCUUGUUUGGCAUUAUUGUUACUAGGAUAUCUUUUGUUGUUUCAUUGUACGUCCUUUCAUGUGCAAAGCACAAGAAUUGUUCUACAUGAGUUGUUGUCUUUGAAAGAAUGCUCAUUUGAACAGCCAUAUGCGUUUCCUUUUACAGCCCCGUCAGUACCUUUGUUUUUAGAAAUGUUUUAAGUUAUACAAAAAAGGUAGAUCUGCUCCCUCCAUUUUAUGACUACUUGGAAUUUUUUUGGUGUUUUUAAAAUACACUCAUUCCAGUUGUUGGUGAAACCAGUAAUGUUUUUUGUUAUAUACUAUGAUACAAUUUUUAUUUUGGAAACUUUGACUCACCCUGCUCACUUUUUCCUUGCUUUAUGAUCUCUUGACAGCUGUAUUAAUUUCUGUCAUGCAUUCUGUUGAUUGUUGAAUUUUUAUGUGCCACGUGGCAACAGUACUGUUGCAUAUUUUACACACUGUUCUUUUUUCUCCCUGCAUUUGAUCUUGCAACAAGUAUCUUCAGAUCCUGAGUGGUAUUAUGAAGACAAUAUAUCAUUCAGUGCAUUUGGCCCUCACAUGUCUUCCCCCAAUCUUUAACUUUAGCAUACUUCUCAUGCUAAUGUUUGUUUAAAAUCCAUCUCAGUUAUUGGCUGCUUCCUUCUGAGUUAUCUGGGCAGUACUGUAUGUCAUUUAGGUUGUAUAUCCCAAGAUGUAGCCUAUCCACCGUUCGUGCCACUAGGAAUAAUCUGGCCACCUUUUUGCUCAUACCAUUUUAUUUGCAGGAUUGUUCAUUAUAAAUACUGCAGAGUGUGGUGGAGUGUAAAAUCAGUAAUGCCAGUGCUAUUGGCUGUGCUGUAAGAACACUUCACAAAGCUCAUAAUGAGAAUAAUGGAGGGGGAUGAGAGAAAUUGGUGUUGUACGCUGAACCAGCAGCUUGCUACAUCAUGGCAAAGCAGACAGCCCUGUGAACAUGAGAAACAAUGGAGAGUCAAGUGUUAAUUGAAUUUUAUCAGCAACUGCCGUAAACUGUUGUGACUUUCUAUUUAGGAGAGGCAGGUUAUGGAGAAAAUGAAUGUUACAUGUGGAUAGUCUCUCAAUUUAUUUUUCAAGUAUACACAUUUGCAUCCUUUCCUCUAAGUCUCACAUACAUUUUUUUCAAUAACUUUGCCAUUCAGUGCGUUCAGCAUCUAAACCCAACUGCCACUUUUUAUGUACUAAUGUUUAUUUUUUACCUGGAGAGCUGCAUGGGGAUAUAAAGUUAUGUGUAUAUGACUUUGGUUAUAUGAGCAUAUAUUAUUUGCAAUAUACAACUUUUUGCCCUAUCCACUAAGGUCAAAUGGGAUGAUGCAUAAAGAAUACUGUUCAUUC
This is a messenger RNA of Pomacea canaliculata, 6469 nucleotides long. Its product is annotated as islet cell autoantigen 1-like. Gene Ontology annotation, biological process: regulation of transport. Gene Ontology annotation, cellular component: Golgi apparatus. Gene Ontology annotation, molecular function: protein domain specific binding. The record is from RefSeq and is a predicted model, not a curated record. NCBI's taxonomy places the organism in Eukaryota, Metazoa, Mollusca, Gastropoda, Architaenioglossa, Ampullariidae.